Molecule: messenger RNA, 1159 nt
Organism: Drosophila ficusphila
Lineage: Eukaryota; Metazoa; Arthropoda; Insecta; Diptera; Drosophilidae
Product: dTTP/UTP pyrophosphatase
Exons: 4
Coding region: 97-726 (209 amino acids)
Molecular function (GO): nucleoside triphosphate diphosphatase activity
Source: RefSeq, a predicted model, not a curated record
AAUACCAUAAAAAACUUAACACAUGUUCGGCAGUUUUGUUUUGUAAAUAAUCAUAACGUUAAACAAAAUAACUUUAUAGGAACCAAAUAAGUAAUUAUGUUGGCGCCAAUUAAGCAUUUAUUAGGUAACUACCGAAUUGUUUUGGCAAGCGGCUCUCCGAGAAGGCAGGAACUGGUAAAAAUGUUGGGUCUCAAUGCAGAAUUGUGUCCCUCAACAUUUGAGGAGAACCUAAACCUCGAAGACUUCAAGGAGUUCUCAGACUACAUUGAGGCCACUGCUCUGGGAAAAGCGGAAGAAGUGUUCUCGAGAUUGAGUUCCUCUGGGGACUCAAAGAACCUUAUUGUCAUCGCUGCGGACACUAUGGUCACCUUGGGAAAGGAGAUCUAUGGAAAACCCAAGGAUGCUGCCGAUGCAGUUCGCGUGUUGACCAACUUGUCUGGAACCUCAAACCGCGUUUUUAGCGGCGUUAUCCUGAAACACGCCAACGGAAUUCGCAAAUUUACGGAUACGGCAGACGUGUAUUUUGGUGAACUGCUGCCAGAGCAAAUUCAAAGUUAUGUGGACUCAGGCGAUCCCCUAGAUAAAGCUGGAGCUUAUGGCGUUCAAGGACCUGGUGGCGCUCUGAUCCAUCGAAUCGAUGGGGAUUUUUACAGUGUGAUGGGACUACCGCUGCACCGCCUUUGCUGUGAAUUAAAUAAACUUUUUCUGGAGGAUCUCUCCUCGUAAACUAGGUGUCAACGUUGCGCCCAUCAAGACCAAACUAUCUGGAGUUAAUGCGGCAACAAGCGUCAGAGGCUACAACGCUCUGGUGAUUUUAAUCUUGGUUGAUAAGCGGCUAUAUCUCUCCGACGCUGAGGGCUUGUUUGUUUUUUUUUUUUUUUUUUUUUUAGCCCAAGUCAAUUAAAAAUAAAAAUCAAGUAACUGCGAGCAGAAAUUAAAUUGUUAACGAGAGAACGAGGCACCGUGGUCUAUAAGAUGAGAACUUAACCCAAAACUACUUAGGUUCCAAAGUGAAUUUUACUUUUAUUAAUCUACUGAUUAUGUUGAAUUGUUGUGACUUGCAUUGUAAUGCAUUAAAUUCUUUAAGCACUUAUAAUUUUGGUUUUGAUAAGUACCUGUUAAAACCUAAAAACCAGAAAAAUACAGUUUAUUAAAAACA